AGACCACGCGCGCGCCCCAACCACUCCCCCCACCCCCUCUUCCCCCCCACCCAAGCGGCGUAUCCGGCGCCGCCGCCGCCAUGGGGGCCCUCGCGGCGUCGACGUCGGCGGGGGACUGGCUCGUCGAGGACGACAUCCUCCUCAAGAACGCCAUCGAGACUGGUGCCUCUUUGGAGUCCUUGGCGAAAGGAGCUGUAUGUUUUUCCCGUAAAUUCACCCUUCAAGAAAUACAAGAUCGUUGGACUUCAUUGCUAUAUGACCCAGAGAUCUCAGCACAAGCUUCUGCUCGGAUGGUUGAGUAUGAGACUGAACUUUCCACUUCCAACCCUGCCAAGCUACAUAAACUUGUCAACUCCAAGGCAAAAGAUUUCUCAUUUCAGAAGCGAAAAAUAGAGAGUGUCAAGAAUUUAUACUAUGCGAUGAGAAAGAGAGUAUGCAAUGAACCCUGUAACACCAAUGACCUUGGUUUUCUCAUUGCCCCUUGUUCUUGCAUGGCGAUUGGCGGGGAGUGUGUCUGCGGAGGCGUACCUAAACCUUCACAUGAUCAGCAUGUAGUUCAAAAUAUUGAACCAGGGAUGAAUACAGUGAGCUGCUAUGGACAAGCAGGUGGAAGCUACAGUGGUGCACAACAGACACAUCCUGAAAUAAAUGGCCAUUCUUUCCAUGCACAGCAUCCUGGGAGCAUGAUAAAAGAUGAGGAUGCCGCCAAUAAUGCACCAUAUGUCUAUUCAGAUGUUCAAAUGUAUGACGCCUACACGCAAAAAGUUCCUGAGCCUAGUGAAGUGAACAAUGUCUCUCUUAGAGGUAUCACAGAUUUUCAGGAUUCUAUGCAGUUUCAGCAAUUGGCAUCUAGCAACCAAUGUGGCAAUGAAGUAGCAGAAUCAAAAGAAAUGUUGAUUACUGAUCAAGUUGGAGUUGAACAUGUCCAUUUCCCUGCUAAUAACAGCGGAGAAGCAAUCUGGAACGGGGUUGAUGAAACAAACACACUUACUCUUGCUGAUGGUAAGAAAAUAAAGACAGCCAACAGAGACCCUCUAGCAUUGCAAGCAGAUGGUGGGAUUUGCAUGCCUGGUUUAGAUGAUGCAGCAAUGCCAGAAGGUGAUUACAUGGAUUUUCCCUUUUUCAGUAACAGUGAUGAGUUUGAUCUCCUGAACGGUGAAAAUUUUCUGAAUUCUCCACAUGAUACGAAUCAGGAAGACUUGGAUGAUCCUGAUACAAAAGGUGUACUGGGUGCAGACUCCGUCAUGCAGAAUAUGUUGCACCCUGAUGAGGCCAACAUUUGCUAUGAUCAGGUAGAUUCAGGCCAUGUACAUCAUAACGUUGAGGGUGUUUCGGAAACGAUCCUGGUCCCUACUACACCUGAAGUAUGUUAUCCGGGCCCGUAUGCGGAAUGCAUGUUAAAUACGGAAGAUCCUGAAAUCCCUUGCAAUGACGAUGCUAGUACACAUGGCGAGUUUUCUCCCCUGCGCCCUACUGCUUCUUUUGCGCGGAACUCCGAAUCUCCAUUCCCCCCUGCAACUAGCUCUCCAUUAAAGGCUGAGCAUUCCAAUGCGAGUGAUUUGGUCCAAAUAAAGAGAGGAGAUAUGGCAAAUGCCCAAUCUCCAUCACAACCAAUGAAGCUUAGCCCAUCCACUUCAGAACAAAAAGAAGGUUCAGUGGUACUUAAUAAAGGUUGCAUCCUAGGAGCUAUACCCUCUGAAGGUCCUUCAACUUCCAGUGCACUUAUGCAUGGUAAUAUUGACACGAAUGAUGAGAGCACAUGCAUGCUAGCUUUACCUGCUAUUCACCCAUCUGGAUUUGGUGAAGGACCAUCGUGCAGUUUAGGACAGCAUGAUUUUUUUGAUAACUCCCAAAGUUUGAUGUUGUUCAAUCCUGUUCAAGUGCCUGAUCACAUGAAUUACAACUCACAUGACAAUCAGUCAGAAUUGCAAGAUGCCUCUGCUCUACAGAACUGUAUGCCAUCACAUGCAUUGCCGGAUUUGGGUCUUCAAGACCCUAUUGCGGCCGUGCCGGCAUCAGCUCCACCAGAAGAAUGCUUGGACAUUGAAAAUGAUAUUCCAAACUACUAUGAUUUAGAAGCCCUGAUACUUGAUCAGGAUCUAAUCCCAUGGGACCAGGCUGAUUCAUCUCACCCUGCAGUUUCCAGAUUUGAUCAUCCAGAGAACAGGAAAUCAUUGAUAAGGUUGGAGCAGGGUGCUCGGUCUUAUGUGAACCGAGGUAUCAUGUCUCGAGGUGCCUUUGCAGUUAUCUAUGGACUGCACUUGAAGUACUACAUAAAGGAUCCUGAGGUUAUUCUGGGAAGAGAGACAGAAGACGUAAAAGUAGACAUAGAUUUAGCAAAAGAAGGGAGGGCGAACAAAAUAUCUCGCCGACAGGCGGUUAUCAAGAUGGAUAAAAGUGGGUCUUUCCAUAUCAAGAACAUCGGGAAAUGCUCAAUCUUUGUUAAUAGCAAGGAAGUGCCGAGCUGCAAAGGGAUCAACUUAAGUUCUGAUUCUUUAAUCGAGAUAAAGGAAAUGAGGCUGAUCUUCCACUCGAAUCAGGACGCUGUAAGGCAGUACAUGGCCCGCACCCCGAAGCUUCAGUACUCGUCGUACCAGCCGGGUUUCUGAGCCCGCUUGCCAAGGUGCCCGAUGAGCAGUGAGCAGCGUAUCUGCGUUGCUGCCAGUAGUUAGCGCGUCGAAGUGAUGGGCGCCCUGCCCUUGGAGCGCAUCCACGUUUUAGAGUAGAGUGUGAUUAUUAUCUCGAAAGUUGUCCUCGGCCACUUGGGAUGUGUGUACAUAGGCGGCAACAACAUGUGGUGUAAAAUGUGGACUGGUUUCUGUUCUGUUCGUUCUAGUGAAGCACAAGUACUUACUAGUUGAGUGUA
Molecule: messenger RNA, 2866 nt
Organism: Aegilops tauschii subsp. strangulata
Lineage: Eukaryota; Viridiplantae; Streptophyta; Magnoliopsida; Poales; Poaceae
Biological process (GO): positive regulation of transcription by RNA polymerase II
Cellular component (GO): NSL complex; MLL1 complex; Ino80 complex
Molecular function (GO): G-quadruplex RNA binding; protein binding
Source: RefSeq, a predicted model, not a curated record